This is a messenger RNA of Brenthis ino (lesser marbled fritillary), 5607 nucleotides long. The record is from the annotation of a GenBank genome assembly. NCBI's taxonomy places the organism in Eukaryota, Metazoa, Arthropoda, Insecta, Lepidoptera, Nymphalidae.
AUGAAUAUAUACAUUAGGAGAUCUUGUUUAUCAUUUGUUUUACUAACAGCUCUUAUUGAAGCAAUACAGGCUAAUAAAACUGAAUCCAACUCAGAAGGUCGUCAAGGACGUGUUAAUGGAAGGAUAGUAAAACUAUACUCAGGAUCUAAACCAGAGCCAAUCAUAUGCCUCGAUGAAGGAUUUAAAGCAGAUCCAGUGGAUUGUUCCGUAUUCUAUCGAUGCGUAAAAACAUCAAAAGAAAAAUAUAAUAUUUUCAGGUAUCAAUGCGGUCCAGGAACUGUAUAUGAUCCCGAAAAUGAAGUUUGUAAUCAUCCUCGUAAUACAAAACGAUCUGAAUGUGGUGGACUAAUCCCACUAUCUCAUGACGCAAAUGAGGAAAAUGAAAUAGAGGACCAUGAAUUACCAUCGCCUAUAACUACUAAACUACCUGUGUAUUCAAGCUAUUUAGAAUUAAGCAAUGCCACACUUGUAACAAGAACUACUGUAGAACCACAACAGUUAAAUCUUAAUUCGAAAACCACUACAACAAGAUCUGUUCCACUAAUGACAACAAACAAAUAUGAAGUUUCAUUGCCAGCUUACCCAUGGACGGAAUCUAAAAAUGAUAAAAACCAAAUGUCGUAUUUAACGACUAUAUCACCAACCUCUGACAAAAGCUCUCCGUGCAUAGCUGAUGGUUUUAUCGGAGAUACUGAAAAUUGUAGAAAGUUUUAUCGAUGUGUAAGAAAUUCGCGUGGAAGCUUUACACGUUAUGAAUACUUAUGUAGCGAGGCUACAAUAUGGGAUGACAAUAUUAAGAGUUGUAACCACGUUUGGGCAGCUCGUAAUAGUCGAUGUGGACAAAAUGACUAUCACUCACAUUAUAACAAAAAACCUUUUAGUGAUGUAACAUCAGAGAAAGAACCACAAGUAAAUUAUGCAUCAACAAGUACAAAUGAUAUGCUGGAACAAAAUAAUGUUGAGUAUGGGAGUAAAGUAAAUAUAGAUAAAAUUGAAGGCAACCACACCCAAGAAUAUAACAAGCAAUCAGCACACUGGCCUCAAUAUGAAGCAAAUCACGCUAGUGGAGAAAGUUUAGUAAAUGCAGAAUACGGAAGUAAAGAUAAAAAAACUACAGUGGUUUAUAAAUCAACACAAUGGCCUCAAAAUGAAGCAAAUUAUGCUAGCAGAGAAAGUCAAAUAAACGCAGAAUAUGGAAGUAAAGAUAGAAAAACUACGAUAGUUUAUUCUACAGAAGAGCCACAUUUAAAUAAAACAACACUUCCUAGUGAUACAGGAAAAUCUAAACAAUGUUUGCAAAGUGGCUUUAUGGGUGAUCCAAAUGACUGUAGUCGAUUUUAUAGAUGUGUUGAUAACGGCAGAGGUAGUUUUACGAAAUAUGAAUUUACUUGCAGUCAGGGUACAGUCUGGGACAGUAGAGCAGAAGCUUGUAAUCAUGCAUGGGCUGUUCAGGAAUGUGGUGGAUCGUCAUCAAACAAGGAUAUUUCUCCUACAAUUGGCCCAAUUGAAUACGAAACUAGUCUUACUGCUACUUCCAGUAGUAGUGUCAGUACUACUUCCAGUAGUAAUUACCAUAGCAGUCGCUUACCAAGUCAAACUACUACAACAACAAAAUAUCCGACAAGCAGCACUACCAGUGAUAUUGCUGAAAAUAAUAAUAAUAGUUAUUUCAAUGAAAUUGAAGAAGAAACUCAAGAAAAAGUUACUACUCGAACUACCGUAUUACUGAUAUCUAGUACGACAUCUAGUAGACCUUCAUUAAAAGAAUGCGAAGAAACUGGUUUCUUUGGAGAUCAAAAUGAUUGUCAGAUAUUUUACCGAUGUGUUAAUAACGAAAAAGGAGCUUUUACAAAAUAUGAAUAUAGGUGUGGCGAAGGUACUUUAUGGGAUCAAGAUCUCCAAGCGUGUAACCAUGCUUGGGCCGUUAAAUCGUGUGGACAACAAUCAGUUACAAACGUACACGAAACAACAAAAACCAAUGAUAUAGUUACAACUAGUCCAUAUAAUCAAACCACCACAUUGGGAUAUGUACCCAAUAAUGACUAUAAUAAUUCAGAAUAUAAUACGCCGUUGCCCAUAGAAACUACGAAAUCUGAUGCUACAGUAACUCAAAAUACACCAAAACAGCCAAUGACACAGGAAAAUGUAUGUCAAGAUACUGGAUUUAUUGGUGAUUAUAAUAACUGUAAAGUUUUUUAUAGGUGUGUAGAUAAUGGAAAUGGUGGAUUUAUUCAGCAUGAAUUUAUAUGUGGCGAAGGAACUGCCUGGGAUCCCAAUAUUGAAGCAUGUAAUCAUGCGUCGGCGGUAAAACGAUGUGGCGGUACUAAAGAUAUAGAGGAAGAAAUACAGUCGAAUACUCAGACAAAUAUUGAUAAUUUAAAUAAUGGAUAUACAAGUCAAAACUAUAAUUCUCAAAGUACAAUUUCAAGCUCACAAAUACCAACUUCUGAUACAACGAAUAUUGAUAAUGAUAAUUUAAAUAAUGGAUAUACAACCCUAAACUAUAAUUCUCAAAGUACAAUGUCAAGCUCACAAAUACCAACUAUAUCAUCACCAACGACUUCGAGUUUAAAUGAGUGUAAUACUAAUGGCUUUGUAGGUGAUAAAAAUGAUUGUAAAAAAUUUUACAGAUGUGUCGAAAGUGAAACUGGAGUUUAUGAAAGGUAUGAAUUUUUUUGUGGUGACGGAACAUUAUGGGAUCCAAAAAUUCAAGCUUGUAAUCAUGCAACGGAAGUAAAAGAAUGCAAUAGUAUAGCAAGCACGGAACAAAAAGACAAUGUUACUGAAAUAUAUGUGAAACCUACGACAAGUUCUAUAGAUGAAAAUGAAAAUGGCUACAUUACUCAAAAUAACAAUCAACCAGUUUAUUCUUCUCCUAGCACGACAGUACGUAGCCCUACAUUAACGACAUUAGCAGCAAGAAAUGAAACUAAUAAAUGUGAAUCUAGCGGAUUUAUUGGUGAUGAAAACGACUGUCAAAAAUUCUACAGGUGUGUUGAUGAUGGUAAUGGAGACUUUAUAAUGUAUGAGUUUACAUGUAGUGAAGGAACAGCUUGGGAUUCGAAGAUUACAGCAUGCAAUCACGCAUGGGCUGUAGAAAAAUGUGGCAAAAACCAAAAUGAAUUAAUGGAAACAACAUCUCAUUCUGUACAAGCUGUUAAUACAACGACUCAACAAACAACCGUAUCUACAAUUGACUCAAGUCAAGCAACAUCUCAAACACAGAUAUCCCAUACACCAGUAGUCGCGUCUACAUCUCCAACUUCUAAACCUAAUGAAUCAUCUGCGAAAGAGCAAAAAUGUAACUCAGAAGGAUAUUUCGCAAAUGAAAAUGACUGUAGAAAAUUUUUCCGAUGUGUUUAUAAUGGUAAAGAUGGAUAUACCAAGUAUGAGUUUGAUUGUGGUGAAGGUACAGUUUGGGUUCAAGAAAUUCAAGCUUGUGAUCAUGAUACGCAUGUAGCAAAUUGCACUUCUUCAGCUACAGUUAUAACAACAUCAACUGGUUCAUAUGAAGAAUCGUCCUCUGCAACAAGUUCUAUAGAUAAAUCAAAUACGACAUCUAGUGCAACAUCUAGUUCACAAUCUAGUACUCUAUCUAGUACAACAACAGAUAAGCCAUCAACAACUACUUCGAUUCCUGUUGAAUCAAAACCAACUUCAGAGCAAACAGGCCAAACUUAUUGUGAAAAUGAAGGAUAUUUCGGUAAUACUGAAGACUGUAAAAAGUUUUAUAGGUGUGUCAGUAAUGGAAAAGGAGGAUAUACAAAAUAUGAUUAUACAUGUGGUGAAGGUACUAUCUGGGAUAAUGAUAUUGUCGCCUGUAAUCAUCCGCAAGAUGUGACAAAUCCGUCAUGUAAAUCUGAUCAUGAAAAUACAUCCAGUAAACCACAACAGACAACCACUGAUAAGGACUCAGGCUAUAUCACAAGUUCACCUGGGUCAACGUUAGAAUCUUUAACCACCACAAGUGAAUCAAGUAGUUCUACAUCCAAUGUAGGUAAUGGAACUAAUACUAACUGUACAGACAAUAAUUCUAUUGAAAGUUCUAGUGGUCAAAACAUUACAUGCCAGAAAGCUGGUUAUUAUGCUGAUCCAUAUGACUGCAAAAAAUUCCACAGAUGUGUAGAUUGGGAUGGUAACGGUGAGAAAUUUUCUGUGUUUCAUUUUGAAUGUAGUGAUGGGACAAUUUGGGAUCCAGCUCUCGAAACAUGUAACCAUAAAGAUUCAGUGUACCCUCCUCGUGACUGCAGUGGAGACCAGCAACAAAGUCAGAAUGUAACAGAAUCAGCUACAACUACUGCGAUAACUACUACAUCUGAAAGCCCGCAAACGACACAAACAUUGACUACUAAAGAAACUACACCACAAAUGACAACAAGUGAACAAUCUACGACACAAUCGUCGACUAGCGAACAAUCUACGACACAAUUGUCAACAAGUGAACAAUCUACGACACAAUCGACAACAAGUGAACAAUCUACGACGCAAUCCUCGACAAGUGAACAAUCUACGACGCAAUCCUCGACAAGUGAACAAUCUACGACGCAAUCAUCAACAAGUGAACAAUCUACGACACAAUCAUCAACAAGUGAACAAUCUACGACACAAUCAUCAACAACUGAACAAUCUACGAUACAAUCAUCGACAACUGAGCAAUCUACGACACAAUCAUCGACCACUGAACAACCUACGACACAAUCAUCGACAAGUGAGCAAUCUACGACACAAUCUUCGACAACUGAACAAUCUACGACACAGCUAACGACAAGCGAACAGUCGACACAAAGUACUUCUACGGACCAAACAACUACUCCAUCAAAUCAGGAGCAAACUACAAAGUCAAGUACAGAACAAACAGAUAUGACAGAAUCUACGACAGAAACAACUCAUUUAACAUCAAUGUCAACUGAUCAAACUACAACAGAACAAGUAACUUCAUCAACUGAAAAGUCAACAACUACGGAAGAUAAUAUUUCACAGAUAACUGAAGUUCAAAGUACAACCACAGAAUCCACAACCACUGAAAGUGAUAAAGUAUCAAGUACAGAGUCUACAACAUCCAACCAAGAAUGCCCCGAAACGGAUGGAGAUCAAUUUUUAUUUGUUUGUCCAACAUCAUUUAGACGACAUCCCAAAUAUUGCAAUUUAUUUUAUCAAUGUAUUGAAGAUAAUGAUAGUCAUGAAGUUAAAGUAGCAGUAUUCAAUUGCCCUAAUAAUACUAUAUACGAUGAAACUAAAGUUCAAUGUGUUGAGGAAGAAAAGAGUGAUAAAAAAUGCAAUGGACAGAUGGCACAAAAACACAGAGUAAAGAGGCUAGGAGCUUUCUUCAAUGAGCCGAUCCUCGUAACAGAAGAAAGUAUGGCAUGUUCCAGUGUUGGCCAUUUUCCUUUUGAAAUAAAUGAAGUUUGCUCAGAGGCCUUCUUAAAAUGUGAACUAACUCAGACUGGCAAGUUACGGAGCUAUGUAUACAAAUGUCCAGAAGGUUUUGUUUAUUGGAAAAUUAGCAGAAGAUGUGAACCGAUACGAAAAGUGAAAGAUUGCAAGAGAUCGUCAUACCCUUGGAAAAGAAGAUACGAUUUACCGCUGGAAACAUAUAACAUCGGGUCU